Molecule: messenger RNA, 3127 nt
Organism: Corapipo altera (White-ruffed manakin)
Lineage: Eukaryota; Metazoa; Chordata; Aves; Passeriformes; Pipridae
Product: IgGFc-binding protein-like
Exons: 10
Cellular component (GO): extracellular matrix
Molecular function (GO): protein binding
Source: RefSeq, a predicted model, not a curated record
CCACCGGGGACGACCUCAGAGACCUGUGUGGUGGAAGGAGACCCUCACUACCACACAUUCGACAAGCAGCUACACAACUUCAUGGGCACCUGCACCUACACCCUCUCCAAGCUGUGUGAGAGCAACAGCUCCCUGCCCUAUUUCAACGUGGAAGCAGCCAACGAGCACAGGAGAGGCAACACUCGUGUGUCCUACGUCCGAUACGUGGAUGUCGAUGUGGCUGACCAGCGGAUAAGGCUGGGGCAGGGUGGAGUGGUGACGGUGAAUGGAGUGGCAGAGAUCCUGCCUUGCAGCCCAUCCGCAGGUGUGCAGGUCUUGUCCAGUGGGUUCUACACUAUGGUCAUGACAGACUUUGGCUUGAGAGUGAAGUUUGAUGGGGUCCAUCGGGUGGAGGUGACACUUCCAAGCACCUUUGGGCAGAAGGUUUGUGGCAUGUGUGGGAACUACAACGGGAUGGCAGCAGAUGACUUCCUGAACCCAGAAGGGAUGCUGGAGCCAGACUCUACCAGCCUGGGCAACAGCUGGGAGGUGUCCAAAAACAGCAGCUGCUCAGCCGGACCGCUCCCCACCCCAGCCUGCAAUGACACGGACAAGCAGGUGAUCGCCAGCAGCCGCUUCUGUGGGCUCCUCAUUGACACCAGUGGCCCCUUUCAGAUCUGCCACGCUGUGCUGAGCCCCAGCAGUUACUUUGAGACCUGCUCGUAUGACCUGUGUGAGCUGGGGCUGGACCAGGAGACCCUGUGCAAGAGCUUGCAGUCCUAUGCGGAUGCCUGUCAGGCGCUUGGGGUCCAGAUACCUGUGUGGAGGAACACAACCUUCUGCCCGAUCACCUGUCCGGCCAACAGUCACUAUGAGCCCUGUGCUGCUGCCUGCCCUGCCACCUGUGUUGACCCAAUGGCUCCAGUCACCUGCAGCCUGCCGUGCGUGGAGGGCUGUGUGUGUGACAGCGGGUACCUGCUCUACCACGACCAAUGUGUGCCCAGCCAGCAGUGUGGGUGUUGGCACAAUGGGCAGCACUACCCCGUGGGCUCUGAGUUCUGGACGGACAACAGCUGCUCCUCCAAGUGCACGUGUCCCGCACGGGGAAGCAAAGUCCAGUGUUUCGAAGCCUCAUGCCCUGCGGGCCAGUACUGCGGGGUGCAGGGUGGGAAACCCGUGUGCCUCGAACACUCCUACGGCAUCUGUCACGUCCACGGGGACCCUCACUACAACACCUUUGACAAGGUGACGCACAACUUCAUGGGCAACUGCACCUACACCCUGGCCAAAGUGUGCUCCAACACCACCUCCCUGCCCUACUUCAAUGUGGAGGCCAAGAACGAGCAUCGUGGCAACACCAGGGUGUCCUAUGUGCGUGAAGUGCUGGUUGAGGUGUACGGACAGCGCAUUGCCAUCCUCAAGCAGGAGAAGAGCCAAGUGCUGGUGAACGGUGUGCGCCAGACCCUGCCGGUGAGGGCAGCGGGAGGUGCGAUCACGGUGAGCAAGAGCGGCCGCUACGUCGUCCUGGAGACAGACUUCAGCCUCAGAGUGUCCUACGACACUGACCACUCGGUGGAGGUGAAGGUGCCCACCACCUACUUCAACCUGACCUGUGGCAUGUGCGGGAACUUCAACAACCGGAGAGACGACGAAUACAUGAUGCCAAACGGGCAGCAAGCCGCAGACUCCAAUGCACUGGGGGAGAGCUGGCAGGUCCCAGACAGUGACCCCUCUUGCGGUGUCCCCGUCCCCUCCCCACCCUGCAGUGCAGAGGAGGAGGAGCUCUACAAGUCGGACCGCUUCUGUGGCAUACUGACCAGCAGGCCCAGCUCUUUUGAGACGUGCCACAGCGUGAUCAACCCCCAGAGCUACUUUGACACCUGCCUCUACGACCUUUGUGCCCUGAAUGGUGGCCAGGAGUUUCUGUGUGCUGCUCUGGAGGCCUAUGCUGACGCGUGCCAGGCAGCUGGCGUGACUCUUCUGCCCUGGAGGAAUGCCACCUUCUGCCCCUUGAAGUGUCCUUCCAACAGCUCCUAUGACCCUUGCAUGACCGGCUGUCCUGCCACCUGUGUUGACCGACAAGCCCCACAGAACUGCUCCAAGCCCUGCGUGGAGGGCUGUGCGUGUACCUCUGGCUUCCUCCUCAGCGGAGACACCUGUGUGCCCGAGGCCCAGUGUGGCUGCCUCUUUGAGGACAACUACUACAGCGAAGGCGAGUACUCCGUGAACGAGAAUUGCACUCGCCGGUGCCGGUGUGAAGCCAACGGCCAGAUGGUUUGCUCUGCCUUGUCCUGUGGCGAGGAGGAGGUCUGCAAGAUCCAGAACGGCCAGAGGGACUGUUACCCAGCCAGCACUGCGCUCUGCCACAUCUACGGUGACCCGCAUUACAGCACCUUUGAUGGGAAGCUUCACCACUUCCAGGGCUCCUGCAACUACACCGUUGUGACAGGCUGUGACAACUCCUCCAUCGGGUUCAGUGUCACUACCCGCAACGAACAUCGUGGCAGCCAGAGCUGGACAGCUCUGAACUCUGUGGCACUGUCCCUGGAAGGCCUCCACGUUGCACUGCGCAAGCGCAAGGCCGUCUACGUCAACGGUGCUCUGGUCUCCCUGCCUGCUUCUCCUGCCCCCGGUGUGACCAUUUCCCUGAGCGGCUCCUACGUGCAUGUUUCCACCAAACUGGGCCUGCAGCUGCAGUUCAACGGGGACCACGAGCUCCUCGUGAAGGUGUCUGAGAAGCACAAGGGCAAACUCUGUGGGCUGUGUGGGACGUACACUGGGAGCCAGCAGGAUGACUUCAUGCGCCCUGAUGGAGUUGUCGUGCCCGACUUCAAUGACUUUGGAGCCAGCUGGAUGGUGCCGGAUGAUGAGUGGCUGUGUGACCCAACCAUCGGCCCGCCUGUGUCCUGCUCCCCUGCUGAGGAGGAGGCAGCUAACAAGCAGUGUUCAAUCCUCACACAUCUGGGUGGCCCGUUCCAGCCAUGCCAUGCAGUUCUGCCGCCCCAGACCUACUUUGAGAGCUGUGUCUAUGACCAGUGUGCCACGGGAAACAGCACGGAGCAGCUCUGCAAUGACCUGGGGGCCUAUGCCACAGCCUGUGCAGAGGCAGGCAUUACCCUGGGAGACUGGAGUGCUGGCACUGUCUGUG